CUGCUGAAGAUAUGUCAAAAGUGUCAAAACCGAAAAAGGUACGUCUGACCGAAGAAGAGAUAGCUCUUGGUGCGUUUUUGAUUCGCGGAAAGAAAACGCAACGGGAUCUUAUUGAUGCAGCCUGGAACCGUUAUGCUUUUAACGAUAAAAACCUGCCAGCUUGGCUUAUACAGGAUGAACAUGAACACAUGACUAUGCCACAACCAGUGCCUCAAGAGCUUACCGAAGAAUACCAACGCAAGGUCCAGGAGUUAAAUGUGCGCCCUAUAAAAAAAGUAAUGGAGGCAAAAGCACGAAAGAAGCGCCGUUCUACAAAGCGCUUGGCCAAAGCAAAAAAAAUGGCCGAAAAGAUAAUGGAAAACGCUGAUGCCUCAACCCAUGAGAAGGCAAAGCAACUUAGAAAGGUAUAUAAGAAAGCACAAGAAAAGAAAAAGGAGAUUACAUAUGUAGUCGCUAAAAAGCACACUUCGUCUCGUCGGUCCCGUCGCCCAGCUGGUGUUAAAGGACGUUAUCGCGUCGUAGAUCCGCGAGAGAAGAAGGAUAAACGCUCUUCAGUCGCUAUAAAGCAACGCAAAAAAGGUGCUAAAAUUGGAAAGGGAAAACGGUAAAAAAAUAAACCUGAACAAUUAAAUGUAAACAGAAAAAAAACUACACUUAUUAC
Messenger RNA from Drosophila persimilis, 661 nucleotides. Its product is annotated as pre-rRNA processing protein FTSJ3. Gene Ontology annotation, molecular function: methyltransferase activity. The transcript is spliced from 2 exons. Lineage: Eukaryota; Metazoa; Arthropoda; Insecta; Diptera; Drosophilidae. Gene Ontology annotation, biological process: rRNA processing. The record is from RefSeq and is a predicted model, not a curated record. Bases 12 to 608 code for a protein of 198 amino acids. Gene Ontology annotation, cellular component: nucleus.